CAUUCAAGAUGUGAUGAAGUGAGAAUUACGCCCCGAGCUGUUCGAGCCAGCUCGCCCACAGAUUCAGAGGCCUCGGAUCUCACGAGGUAUUUAUAUUCAUUUUUCCGUUCGAACCAACUUUUCUCGCCGGUUCCUCGACAGACUUUGAAAAGAUGAACUCAAAACAAUUGAAAAUCAGAAUUAGUUCAAGUUUUCGGAAGAUUUGCAAAAAAAAAAUCCUACAUCAUAAGGAAAAUAAUCUCUAACUGACCUAUUUGGUGACCUCAACUUUAAGAGGUCAAGCAUGAAAUGCUGGACGACGCAUAACUAUGAGAUCACGAUCUUCUAAUCUUUAUGUAACUUUUCCAAAAAUAGCAAAAACUAUGUGGACUGGGAGGGAAGUCAAAACUGUGACCUAUCCGGCGACAAAAUAUCUCUUAAUGGGUCUUCAAAAAAUGGCAAAGAUCCCCUCGAUCAGAAUAGGAAUCGAAACUGUCAUUUCUACAGUGGUCUGGUUUUCAGAAACAAUAAAAAAACCGCUCCGAAGAUCAGACCCAAUACCUUAACAAUGCCGACUUGCAGAGACGCCAAUCGACUACACAACGACGCCAGCCGCCCUUCGGCACCCAGAGUUGGCGGAGCUAGCAGACAUCUGCUUGGUGUCAUAGCCAUCGCUUGGAGUCGAUGGCUACGACAUCCUACGCGUCGUCCACCAAUCACCACGACUCCAGCCUGGAUUCCUCCGCUCAACGCGAGUCUCGGGGUGGCCAAUCACCAAAGUGUACUCGGAAAGGAGCACGGAAGCCGCCACUCGUCUACGAGUUCGACAAACUUUGCGCGUUGGCUUUCCUCAACGUCGAAGGAAAAGCGUAAGUAUCUGGCGAAGCCAAAUUUUCAGCUUUGAUCAAAGCCUCCAAUAUUUUUCCGCCAAACUUCUACAUAGCUUGAAUGAAGCCUCAGCUUUUCUUAUGGCGAGUUCAUCGGAGAAACGAAGCAUGCUUCAAAACGGAAAAUCGUUUUCAUCGGCGCGCCAGAGUUGCUCCAAAAAAAUACUAAUUUUUCUUUUGGAGAAUUCUUUGCGUUCGAAGAAAUUUUCGUUUUUUUUCCGAUGAAAACGCCAUUAGCUUUUCGCGCGCCAAUUCGAAAAAUGCGCUGGCGCACAAAAGGCCAUUAUCAUUCGUCAUUCAGCUUGUGUAUCAAACUGGGCGGCCCGGACUUUGGGCCGAUAGCCAUAAAACCGCCGAAAGCCGUUUUUUUUCAUCUCAUUAUAACAUUUCUGUCAAUAGUUUUUUCAAUAGGUUUUUUUUUCAGACGGCCUCCUGUCGCUCGAUGAAGGAGCGGCCGAACCAGUUUCUGGUUUAAACUUCAACAUAGGCUUGCUGGUAGUUCUCGGCCCGAUGUACGUUUUUUUGUUUGAAGCUUAGAGCUGCAAUCGACUUUUUCAGGUUUGCCGUAUAAAAAUAGCGAGAGGGUUUCAUUCAAAUAUCUCAUUCAAAUAUUCCUGUCAAUAGGUUUUUUUUUCAGGCGGCGUUUACUGCGCACUUCUACGUCGUCAGCAAACACCGAUACGAAGAGAAGCGGAUCGGAAGCAUUCCUUCUGUCGUUCAAAGAAGUAGCGUCCGGUCUCAAUGUGGCCGGAGUUUAUAG
Molecule: messenger RNA, 1626 nt
Organism: Caenorhabditis auriculariae
Lineage: Eukaryota; Metazoa; Nematoda; Chromadorea; Rhabditida; Rhabditidae
Source: the annotation of a GenBank genome assembly